Molecule: messenger RNA, 1170 nt
Organism: Caenorhabditis briggsae
Lineage: Eukaryota; Metazoa; Nematoda; Chromadorea; Rhabditida; Rhabditidae
Exons: 7
Coding region: 1-1170 (389 amino acids)
Biological process (GO): protein phosphorylation
Molecular function (GO): protein tyrosine kinase activity; ATP binding
Source: RefSeq, a predicted model, not a curated record
AUGCUCUCCUCUGAAAAUGCUUCAUGCCAGCUCGUCGAAUAUCAGGCGUAUGAGAUCCAACUUCCUGAUUGUGGUAUCUCUACUGAUCACAAAAUCGGUAGAGGUACAACUGCUUGGGUCUACAAGAUUCAUUUGAGAGUAGAACUUGUGGAUAUUGUCCCCGUCUGCAGACGCGUUGCUUUGAAACGCUUCUUGAAGCUCAACGACGGGUUUACCGACGAAGAACUUCAGUCGAAUUUGAAGAGAGAAGCAGAGGUGCUCAGAAAUCUUUCCCAUCCGAACAUUGUGAAUUUCAUUGGAGUGUGUUAUGAAAAGCCAUUCAUUGGAUUGCUCAUGACUCACUGCGAAGGAUCCUCGUUGAGAGAAGUGCGCAGCAAUAUCCCUUCAGGAACUGUGCUGUCAACGAGCCCAUUAAUUCAUUGGGCGAAGCAAAUUGCCGAUGGCAUGGAGUACGUCACAAAGCAAGGAUACAUCCAUCGAGACUUAAGAUCCGAUAACAUUCUGGUCUUGGAGAAACCUUGCUAUUGCGUGGACACAAGUUCGUUCAGCAAGAAGUGCAGCUGCAGGAACACUCCAAUCGGAAACCUUCGCUUAAUGAUCGGUGAUUUCGGUGAUGCGAGGAAAGUCGAGGAAGCAGUCGACGCAGCUGGUUCGUACGCAUAUAUUGCUCCGGAAGCCUUUCAGUGCGGAAGAUGGUCAGAAGCUGCGGACGUCUGGUCGUUCGGGGUAGUCCUCUGGGAGAUCAUCACGGGAGAAUAUCCUGCCAAGAACAAGACUGCGAUGGAAGUUGCCCAAGACGCAUUCGUCGGAAAACUGCUUCCCGUCGACCAGCACCCAUUCGAUUCAAAAUGGAAGGAUAUUAUGCUGGGCUGCUGGUCUCUCAUCCCAGAACACCGGCCAACCUUCCAUGAACUCGCAAAUGAGUUCAGAGUUUACUCGAAGAAAAGGUCAAGCUUGACGAAGUUCAUUGAAUUCAAGAGCACUGAAUUGGAAGUUCUUCAUAAAGCAAUCGAGCUAAAUAGUGGGAAGCUACUCCCUCUCAAGACUACUCAAGGCCAUAAAGGAAGGUUCAUGCGCUCUGUCUUCGGCACAAAAAAAUAUGUCAUGGACGACCAAAGAUCAAGCCAGAAGGAGCCGGUACAACUCACCAAAUAUGAAAAAUUUUUUUGA